Messenger RNA from Penicillium diatomitis, 252 nucleotides. RefSeq lists its product as uncharacterized. The transcript has a single exon. The record is from RefSeq and is a predicted model, not a curated record. Lineage: Eukaryota; Fungi; Ascomycota; Eurotiomycetes; Eurotiales; Aspergillaceae. Bases 1 to 252 code for a protein of 83 amino acids.
AUGUCCGACGUCAUUCGGCAUCAUCUGCGCUCUGACGUCAAGCUUCACCCACCACCCACCAUCCGCAUCAAGACCAAGUCACGAAUACCACCACCACCAUCACGACGGCAAGACAGCCCCUUACCCUUCUUCUCCACAAUUGCUCCUCCAUUCCUUGACAUGACCACGCCCUGCAUUGGUGACCUGCGUAAUGGUGACAAUCACAGCGCUGAGUGGUGUACUACUACUCACUGGACAGCGGACACUGACUGA